AUGGCUGGUGGUAACUUUAUCGCCCCCGAUGGUGGCGAGUAUCCAGGGAAGCUAACACCGUACGUGGCGAUUACUUGUAUAAUGGCAGCUAUGGGAGGCUUGAUCUUUGGUUACGACAUUGGAAUUUCUGGCGGAGUUACUUCUAUGACUCCUUUUCUCCAACGCUUCUUCAUGUCUGUUUACCGUAAAGAGUCCCUCAACACCUCCACCAAUCAGUACUGCAAGUUCGACAGCCACUUGCUCACCCUUUUCACCUCUUCCCUCUACUUGGCUGCUCUGGUCGCCUCUGUUGUUGCGUCUCACGUUAGUAAGAAACACGGCAGAAAACUGACCAUGUUCCUUGGAGGUCUCUUCUUCUUGAUUGGGGCUGUCCUCAACGCUGCUGCCUUCCACAUUACCAUGCUCAUCUUGGGUCGUAUCCUUCUUGGGAUUGGUGUCGGGCUUGCUAAUCAGUCUGUCCCUAUUUAUCUGUCCGAGAUUUCUCCCUACAAGUACAGGGGUACUUUCAACGUCCAGUUCCAACUGGCCAUCACUUGCGGGAUCUUGAUAGCCAAUAUCGUCAAUUUUGUAACGAACAAGAUCUCUGGCGGUUGGGGCUGGAGGGUCAGCUUAGGAGGUGCAGCCGUGCCAGCGCUAGUCAUCUUGUUUUCGUCCAUAUUUCUCUCCGAUAGUCCCAGUUCGUUGAUCGACAGGGGAAAGGCAGAGGAGGCAGAACAACUCUUGAAAAAGAUCAGAGGAGUCGAUAAUGUAAAGGCUGAAUUUAAGGACCUUGUGGAGGCGAGUGAAGCAUCCAAGAAAGUAGAAAAGCCAUGGGAAAACCUUGUGAUGGUACGAAAGUACAGACCCCAGUUGAUUUUAUCGAUUAUGAUUCCGUUCUUCCAGCAGCUCACGGGAAUUAACGUGGUCAUGUUCUAUGCUCCGGUGCUUUUCCAAACACUAGGCUUUAAGAGCAACGCUUCCCUAAUGUCCGCUCUCAUCACUGGUGUUGUCAAUGUGUUUGCAACUUUGAUCUCAGUUUAUUGUACAGACAGGUACGGCAGGAGGAUACUUCUACUCUGGGGUGGCAUCCUAAUGUGUGUAUUCCAGGCAGCAGUGGCAGGCCUUAUUGGGGGGAAAUUCGGAACAACUGGGGUCACAACAGUUUUGCCUCAAUCGUAUGCAAUACUUGUGGUUCUCUGCAUCUGCGUAUUUGUGGCCGCCUUUGCAUUUUCAUGGGGUCCAUUAGGAUGGUUGAUUCCGAGUGAGAUUUCUCCACUCGAAGUUCGAUCUGCAGCACAGUGCGUUACCGUCUCCGUGAACAUGUUUUUCACGUUUGGAGUGGCUCAGAUUUUCUUGAAGAUGCUCUGUUGGAUGAAGUUCGGUCUGUUCAUCUUCUUCGCGGUCUUUGUAUUCAUAAUGACUUUGUUUGUCUACUUCUACGUGCCCGAAACCAAGAAUAUACCCAUUGAAGAGAUGUCAAGAGUCUGGAGAGAGCAUCCGCACUGGAAGAAAUACGUGGAUGAUGAUGAUGAUGCAGAUUCCAAGCCACAAGGGAAGCCUGCAAUGGAGAUGGUCUAGACUACUAUAGGUUUAGUUCACAUAGUUUAAUGCUUUGGAUUUUUUGGCACAAUUAACUUUGUUAUUUUUUCACAAUACUGCUGUGGU
Messenger RNA from Lycium barbarum (goji berry), 1644 nucleotides. RefSeq names its product sugar carrier protein C-like. The coding region runs from base 1 to 1557 and encodes 518 amino acids. Gene Ontology annotation, molecular function: monosaccharide transmembrane transporter activity. Gene Ontology annotation, biological process: monosaccharide transmembrane transport. Gene Ontology annotation, cellular component: membrane. The record is from RefSeq and is a predicted model, not a curated record. The transcript has a single exon. NCBI's taxonomy places the organism in Eukaryota, Viridiplantae, Streptophyta, Magnoliopsida, Solanales, Solanaceae.